AUGUAGAAUGAGCUCGGCCGAGAUAAACUGAGCGUCGUCAACAAAGGUCGCGUUUCACAUUGUUUGGCUCGCACAUUAUGGAACUAUCGAACAUGGGGGAACGAGUUUUUGCUGCCGAGUGCAUCACGAAAAAGAGGAUACGUCGGGGAAGGACGGAGUACUUCGUCAAAUGGAAAGGCUGGUCGGUAAAACACAAUACUUGGGAGCCUGCUGAAAACAUACUAGAUCUGCGUUUAAUCGAAGCUUUCAAAAAUAGUCAGAGGGACAACCCGCCGACUGGCUUAAAACGGGGACCAAAACCAAAGAAACAGAAAUUGCAGACUGUUACUGAUGACAGCGACGACGACAGUGACACAGAAUCCGAGACAAGUGUGCGACGACGUCGCGACAGAGACUCCAACAUGGACGACGACUCCAGUUGCAGCAGCAUGGAAGUUCUCUCCAACAUCCGUGCUAAGGAAAUGGCCAAAUCGGAAAAAGCCGACAGAACCGAAGACGACAGAAAGGACAAAAGUGACCCCCGAGCCGGACCAUCCACAAGUGGACACACUCUCCCACCCCCAGUCCCGGUUAAGAGAGGACCAGGGAGGCCUCCGAAAUACCCCCGGCCCCCGGGCUGGGUGCCACCGAAAGCAAAACCCAAGCAUAAAUUGAAAGGUCCUCCGGGCAGGCGCAAACCUCAGAUAGUCGUCCCUGGGAAACGAAAAGUUGGACGGCCCCCCUCGGCCAAGCGGUUGAAGCAACAACAGUAUGCUUUAAAACUAGCCGAAGAGGCCAAGCUGAAAGAGAAAGAAAAUGUUUCGGGCGAUGCCGGAUUAAGAAACGGACACUCAGGCAACAGCAAACCUAACGGAGAUGCCAAAAAGAUUUCCGAUCCGUCGAUCUAUAAUUUCUCCGAUGUCAACUCCAAUCUACAGACCCCGGCCGAGUCGUUGAAAGUGAAAGAGAAACCUGUGGAAACGAAAAGCUACUGGAGCCCGCCAUCAAGUAUCAAACCGAUUCUGGAUCAAGUUUGUAUCACGGACGUAUCAUUGCGCGAUUCCAUAACGAUUACUGUGAGAGAGUGCACUUCCGAUUCCGGGUUUUUCCGGAAACGCGAGGACAAUGAAUGAGUGCAUAUUCUCAAAUGGAGUACUAUUAUUAUGCGUUGAAUGUGUGACUUACAAACCUCAUAUCAUGCAGAUGAUCACAGCUGUGACCAUUGCCGCUUUUAUACUUGUGUCGCCGAGUAGAUUUUUGCACCGUCAUGUGACCUUUCGUUGACGUCAUGGAAGGAUGUUUUUAAUUGUUGCCCUGGAUGUGUCACGUGUUUGAUGGCGGUCACAUGAUUGAAUGAAAGAGAUUCAGAACUGGGACAUGUGUCGGCCUUCAUUGUGCAUUAUAAGAAGGGUCGAAGUGAGCUCAGCGAGUGAGGUUAUAGUACGUUCCGUGCCGAUAAAUCUAAUAUUGAUAUCGAUGUGUCAACGUGUCAUAAAUGAUGCAUCUUUUGAUAUUGAUAAUCUAUUACACUGGUGUAGUAGACAGGCGAUACGACACUUUUAAGGAGACAAUGUGAUUUAGUCACCAAUCCUCCAUGCGUUGUAGACUAUCUUAAAGUAUUUAUCAUUGACCCAAAAGUGUUUUAUCAUUAACGCAAGAGCAACGAACAUCAUAUUAAUGAAUGUUCCUUGCUUAACCUCUUAAAUCUAUCAAAUUUAACAUUUGGACUCACAUGGUCAAUAGCAAACUGAAAUGACAAGACGGUAGUGAUAUUGACAAAUGAUCGGUGGCAGUGAGAGCCCGAGUUGUGAAUGACUGAAGUGCAUCACCGUGAAAUGUACAUGUUAUGUACAAGAUAUACAUGUUGUAGUGGGACCAUGCGCGGUGUCUCCUGGAUAAUCACAUCCCAUCUUAGAACAUUUUGUGUAAGUGAAUGCUGCGUAUUUUCCGCUAAUUAAAUUAAAUGCUGUCUUCUU
Molecule: messenger RNA, 1955 nt
Organism: Haliotis rufescens (red abalone)
Lineage: Eukaryota; Metazoa; Mollusca; Gastropoda; Lepetellida; Haliotidae
Product: chromobox protein homolog 8-like
Exons: 5
Coding region: 78-1112 (344 amino acids)
Source: RefSeq, a predicted model, not a curated record